Owenia fusiformis is the source of this 3047-nucleotide messenger RNA. NCBI's taxonomy places the organism in Eukaryota, Metazoa, Annelida, Polychaeta, Sabellida, Oweniidae. The record is from the annotation of a GenBank genome assembly.
GCGUGUGUCACUCAAGUCAGGUCAUCGAUUGUCUUUUUAUAAUUUUAUGUACGGUAUUACUUUUCCUAAAACAUUUGAGAUUUAGCAGGUCUGGAUAUUUUACAGAUUUACAUGGAGUGAUGGCAGAUACAACAAUGAUGCAAAUAAAUACCCUUCCCACAUUGCUCCUUUUACUUGGAAUAUGGACGCAGUUAUCCAAUGGUCUUGGUUCGUCCACCCCCGUGUUAUGUUAUUAUACCAACUGGUCCCAGUAUCGCCCUAUAGAAGAAGCCAAGUUCAACCCGGAGAACAUUGACCCCACCCUCUGCACACACAUUAUAUACUGCUGCUCUAAGAUCGAAGAGGGGGUGCUGGCACCUUACGAGUGGAAUGACAUUGGCAACAAUGGUCGCUAUAAGCAAGUUACAGAUUUGAAGAGCAAGUAUCCACAUUUAAAGGUACUCUUAGCUGUUGGUGGAUGGAAUCUAGGGACUGAGGUUUUCACCGAAAUGGCCAAAGAUUCAACAUCAAGGUUCAAAUUUAUCGAACAUGCCCUGACGUUUUUACGUAAACAUAACUUUGAUGGCCUUGACCUUGAUUGGGAGUUUCCCGGGGCAGAAUAUAGAGGGAGUCCAAAGGAGGACAAAUAUAGGUUUACAGAUCUUGUGCGGGAACUCCGUUUAAGUUUUGAUGGGGAGGCCCAAAAAAUGGGAGAGAAUCGUCUUCUCUUGUCGUCCUGUCUUGCAGCUGGCUCAGAGUCAAUAGAGGCAGGAUAUGAAGUUCCCGAGAUAUCACCUUACUUGGACUACAUGAAUGUGAUGACGUACAACUUUCACGGCAGCUGGAAUGACUGGAUAGGAAUGCACAGUGCCCUCUACCCUAGGUCUGAUGAGCGGGACAAAAAAAGUCUUCUGAAUUUGGAUUGGGUAGUGAAUAAAUACUUGGAGCUUGGCGCACCAAGAGAGAAGCUUAUUCUUGGCAUCCCAGCUUAUGCCCUUGGAUUCAAACUUGCGGACCCCAAAAAUAACAGACCCGGUGAUGCUGCAAUUGGAGCAGGAGAUUCUGGUGAAUACACAGCAUCAUCUGGGUUCCUGUCGUACUAUGAGAUGUGUUUGAAUGUGAAAAAUAAUGGUUGGACAAAUAGGUGGCAGCGCGAUCAGUUAGUUCCCUAUGCAUUUAAAGGUGACCAGUGGUUUGGCUAUGAAGACCUGCUCAGUAUCACGAAAAAGGCGGAGUAUAUCAAGCAGAAGGGACUUGGAGGAGCCUUCGUUUGGUCCCUAGACCUGGAUGACUUCAACGACAUAUGUGAAACUGGUGUGAAGUAUCCUUUGCUGAAACGACUUCGGGCUGCCCUAGAUGAUUACAGACCUAGAAACACUGUGGAUUACAUCAGGCCCCAGUCACCCCCUCUUCAACGUUCCCCCUAUAUAGUUAACCAGGGAGAUCAUGAUGAGGAUGUGCACCAUAAUGACCACCAUGUUACAAAACCUUUGGCAUACAAUGAUAACAAUCAGCUAAUAAUUUCUCCGACGGAAAAGUACAUUUCUAAACUGCCACCGCUAAAACCAAAACUUCCUGCUGGCAAAAAAAUACAGAAUAUUCCCGGUCCCUCGAGGCAGUACGUUUCUAAACAGAUGCAAGAUGAUCGCCCGAAACAAUUUAUUCCCGAAUCCUCACCUAGAACACAAUAUAAUCAGCCUAAAUCCAGUGAAAGAAGAUUCUUCAAGUCAAACUCUGGACCAAAACAAAAUAAUAUUCUAGAAUCAUUCAACCAAAGGCCUAUUCCUCAACAAAUGUAUAACUCCAGAAAUCAAGUUCGAAAGCCUUAUAGAUCCCAGCACAAGGCCACACCUAUGAGACAAAGGUUCCAGCCCCUCACUUGGAAGCUUCCUCCCCUUUUGCCCCCACAGAGAACUGGAAGACGAUGGGGUAGGCCGAUGAGAGGUCGAAUAACUAACAGCUACAAAAGUGCUAACCUUACAAGCAAUGCUACAUUAACAUAUAAUCAAGUUUUACCUGGAAGAUCAUCCUUGUAUCGACCCCGGCCUUCUCAAUAUACCAGUCGACUUUCACCUUUUUUACCUUGGCCCUUCAGAAAUCAAGACUUCUUCAAUAGGGUGAAACUCCCUAAAAGUGAUCGUCCAGCCUAUUCUACUGUCCCAAAAGUAUCACAAAAUGGCAGAAUGUCUAAGUCUAACACAUCCCCUGAAAUAAAUAAUGAUUGGAGGCAAAACAUUAGACUUAAUAAUGCGAUUUCAAAGACAGGGAAAGCUGAAGUGACAGGGAAACCAACCAUUGCGACACCUGCUGAAGUCACUGAAACCGUUACUAAAGCUGGUCCCCCGAUGCCCAAAUGGAAAUCAUUCAUUGACUUUGCAAUUGAAAAAACAACAACGAGGCAAGAUGAGACAUCAACAAAAAAACCAAAGACAUCCUUGAAGAAAUCAAGCUUCAAAAAGCGUUUGAGAAAAUUAAGGAUUCCAAGAAGGAGACUAAAGAACAGUGGCAUAAGUGAAAAUACCACAACUCCUGCAUCAAUUGAUGCCACGACAAUUCUCGCAACAGGAACCACUGUUCCUUCAACACGUCCGUUGAUUGAAUGUGGAAAAUCAUUUGAUGGCAUUUACCCUGACCCCAAGUGCACAUGCUGCAAGUCCUACUACCGCUGCACGGAUGGUCUCGCCCACAAGAUGUCUUGCUCUGGCAAUUUCGUCUUCAAUCCUGCAGUGAAGGCAUGCACGAUACCUCCAUUUGUUUUGGGAUGCCAGAAUAAAUUUACAUCGAAAACGACAGUUAAGAAUGAUACAGCUCGAAUGGACUAACAGAUUCAAUAUUUUCACAUAUACCUGCUGUGUUCAGUUUCAAACAGACUACAUGAAACAAAUGACUGAUUCAUUUACAGUCUCUUCUUUAUUUUAAUCUAUAUGGUGAUUCACCUAUUAAACAUAUCAACCUGUUGGGGCCUCUUAGUGAGAGUCCCAUGCAUAUCAUUUUCAUUCUAAUGUAUACAUAUACUGUAUAUUCUCUAUCAAAUAAAUAAUUAGGAAUAUGAAAAAGAAAAAAUGCAC